AUUAUCUUCCAAUAAUACCCUUCUCUCUAUUUUUAUUUUUCUCAUAAAUUAUUUUCUUUUCUUAUUUAAUUUUCUUCCCCAACAAAAACCAAACCCUAGAACACAAAAAUACCAUUUACCCAAAUCCGACAAAGGGAAAAUUCAUUUAGUUUCUUUGAGAAAAUCAAUUUUAUUUGCGAUCAACAACUUCACAAGCUGAAGCAUUGCUUCAAUUUCAAGAAAAGGUUAUUAAUUGUUGGCUAAAUCAUAGGUCAUGAGGUUUAAAAGAGGAAGUAAAGUUGAGGUGAUGAACAAGAACGAUUCGCCCGUAUCUUGGUCUCCCGCUGAGAUCCUCUCUGGUAAUGGGCAUACUUACUCUGUAAUGUAUAAUUGUUAUCCAGGUAUGGAAAGCUAUGCGAGGGUCGAGAGGGUUUCGAGGAGGGACAUCAGACCGUGUCCCCCUUCUCUAGAGGGUGUGGAGAAUGGGGAAACUGGUCAAAUAAUCGAGGUGUUCGAUAACUGUUCAUGGAAAACUGCCAGAAUUGUGAAUGUUUUGAACAGAGGCUAUUAUUUGGUACACCCAACUGGGUGUCCUCAGGAGAUUAAGGUUCACAGAUCAAACACCAGAGUGCGACAAUGUUGGCAAGAUGAAAAAUGGCACUUGAUCGGAAAGGGAUCUGGUACCUGUGCAAAACCUGACCAGCUUUCUGCUCAAAAACCUUGUAAAAAGUUGAGCCUGGUCUUAAGUGCUAGGAAUGGUUGUCAUGUUAGAGACGGAGAUUUUGCUGCUCAGGGAAACAUUAAAAGGCAGAAGUCUCAUUCUAGCUCUUUGGUGUCACUGAAAAGGGUGUCAGAUGAAUCAUCUAGAAACAUUCAGGAGGUAGUGGCAGCUGAGAGAGGUUUUAAGAGACAAAGAAUAGUUCCGGCUUCCUUAGGGGGCAAGACACAUGUUAUUGCCAAGUGCAAAGGAAAUAUGAUGGAUGAGAAGUGUGUGGGUGCUUCAUUUAACAAUUGGUCUGAUGAAUAUUACGGAUUGAAACCUACAAAAAAGAGUGGUGCCAAUGGCUAUUCCGCUGCCAGAAUUGGAGAAUCUAAUGAUUCUGAUAGUGAUGCAUGCUCAGUUGGUAGUUGUAGUAUUUAUCAUGAGAGUCCUGAUAAAAUUUCUAGCUUUUCAGCCGAAGUUCAUUAUCAUGUACCUGAUCUUCUGUGCAGUGAUGCAGAGUCUUUUCAAGGUUCAGCAGAAGCACAUGAGGAGGAAAGCUGCCGUCUUUCUUCGGAGGAUAAUGUUGCAGCAAGUAUUCAUGAGCUGGAGUUGCAUGCUUAUCGCUGCACUUUGGAGGCAUUGUAUGCUUCUGGUCCCUUGAGUUGGGAACAAGAAGCAUUACUAACAAAUCUCCGCAUCGCACUCCAUAUCUCAAAUGACGAACAUUUGACGGAGCUCAGGACUUUAAUUUCUGCUGGAACUGGUAUUCAUGGCAACAUUGGGAUGCAUGCAUCCUUUGCCUCCUAAAGUCCAAAGAUGAUGCUUGCAUUUGCAGCGCCUCUCCUGGCCAUUGAGAGGACUUAUGCAACGUCUAUCCGACAGAUAAGACAAUUCAUGGCUUGUUAUAUUACUGUUGUACAGCUUCGUGAUUUGUUUUGUCUAGUUAACUUCAACAUCUUAUCCUGGUUUUUGCCAAAGGAAGUGAAGUUAUUUAAGCUGUCAAAACUAUAGUAUAUGAUCUUAUAAUAUAUGUCUGUGUAUUGCUAGCUAUCUGAUAGAAGUUGUGCUUAUUUACAACUAGACAAUCAACUCUCUUACUGUGCAUACUGAGAAAUUGUAUGUGAUGUCAUUUAGUAGCACUGGUCAGAUAGAUAUAGAUAUCUAUUCUUCGUUGGCUAGUAUAGAGAGAGUUUACAGAAGUGAAGUUCUUGUAAACAAAAAGUGAACUGAAGGUGGUUAGAAUUAAUACCCGUAAAUGAAACUAGCAAUACUCGUCACUUAGCAGUUGUAAGACUUGUGUGAUUGAUAGCCUUUGUGCAAGCAGGGAUUAUUCCGUUAUUGACCAAAGGCUGCUGUUCAUCAUUUGAACUUAUUUGAAGAGGUUUCGGCUUGAGUUAAUGUGAUUCUUGCAUUACAUUAUCUAUGGAUUUAACUUAUACGCUGCCAAUAGAAAGAUUCUUAAUACCGUUAGUUAAUACAACAUGUUAUAGUAGGUUGGUUACCAUUUUUUACUUGGCUACCAAUUAAUCAUUAUCAUAGAGAUUUACCACCAUAUAAAUGAUCCGAGAUUAUGUAAAUACUCAUAUUAUUUACUUUGCCCGUGCAUAGAACUUAAACUCGUUAUUUAUUCUUGACUUGAGUUAUGCUGCUUUAUGGUGAAUGAGAAUACCAUGACAGUCCAGGGAGGUUGAAAGUAAUGUUUCUGUCUCUGCAUGGGACUGAAGACACAUGGUUCAUCUGGAUAAGAGAUUUUGUGGCAAGUCUACUGUUUUUAUUGUUGUUCUGGUGAUAGAACUUCCCUUUUUCUUUUUUGGCGUAUUGUUUCAUGUUGUUUGCUUCACUUGUUUGCUAUCAAGUGUUUCAGUAGCUGAUGCUGACUUCUACAUACCUCCCAUUUUCAUGGCUCAUACUUUGAGGUAAAGAGGAUGUGUAACCUGUACACUUUUCUCCUUAAAUUUAAGUCACUUGUCCAA
Nicotiana attenuata is the source of this 2655-nucleotide messenger RNA. RefSeq lists its product as uncharacterized. The transcript is spliced from 4 exons. The record is from RefSeq and is a predicted model, not a curated record. The coding region runs from base 254 to 1489 and encodes 411 amino acids. NCBI's taxonomy places the organism in Eukaryota, Viridiplantae, Streptophyta, Magnoliopsida, Solanales, Solanaceae.